This is a messenger RNA of Myotis davidii, 2121 nucleotides long. It is a transcript of the gene LPXN, whose product is annotated as leupaxin. The record is from RefSeq and is a predicted model, not a curated record. NCBI's taxonomy places the organism in Eukaryota, Metazoa, Chordata, Mammalia, Chiroptera, Vespertilionidae. The coding region runs from base 385 to 1539 and encodes 384 amino acids. Gene Ontology annotation, biological process: substrate adhesion-dependent cell spreading; negative regulation of B cell receptor signaling pathway; endothelial cell migration. The transcript is spliced from 10 exons.
UUAUAGUUCUUCCCAUAGUAGGCCUUUGUAAAUGUUGUAUUUUGUUGAAGGUGAAUAAAAUCAGUGGUUUAAAAAAAAAGGUAAAAGUUCAUCUCAGCGUCACUGUUCAGAAAACUGCUGUAAAGCAAUGUGAGUAGGUAGGAAUUAUAUGCUUAAUUGAGAUGUCUGCAACUUAGCACCUGAGUCUUAAAUCUCCCAGUCUCAUUCUUCAUGACUCCUUUGGUUGUUUGCAUUUGGACCCCUGAAAUGAACCAAGCCCUGAGAAUCCAAAAAUGAAUACACCUCUGCUGCAUUUAAUGGAUUUUCCAAUCUAUUCGGGAAAUUAGCACAGACCAAAGCGGGUCCUCACAACCUGUGGCACCAGCGCAUCUUGGGUGUGUGACAAUGGAAGAGUUGGAUGCUUUAUUGGAGGAAUUGGAACGCUCUACCCUCCAGGACAGUGGUGAAUACUCCAACCCUGCUCCUCUUCCCAAGGAUCAGCAUUCUGGAAAAGAGAGUGCUGAGACUUCAGACAUCCCUUCUGUUCAGGAUGACACAAGCCCCUUGCAGGUGCAGCUCGUGUAUACUACUAAUAUUGAGGAGCCCCACGUCUACAGUGACAUCCAAGAGCCAAAUGAAUCCCUGCCACAUUCCAAAACCUCAGCAGCUGCUCAGUUGGAUGAGCUCAUGGCCCACCUGUGUGAAAUGCAGGCCAAGGUGGCAGUGAAAGCAGAUGCCAGCAAGAAGUACUUACCAGACAAGCAGGAUCACAAGGUCUCCCUGGACUCAAUGCUGGGGGGAUUGGAGCAGGAAUUGCAGGACCUUGGGAUUGCCACAGUGCCUAAGGGCCAUUGUGCUUCCUGCCAGAAAUUGAUUGCUGGAAAGGUGAUCCAUGCUCUAGGGCAAGCAUGGCAUCCAGAGCACUUCAUCUGCAGUCACUGCAAGGAAGAGAUUGGCUCCAGUCCCUUCUUUGAGCGCAGUGGUUUGGCCUACUGCCCCAAGGACUACCACCAUCUGUUUUCGCCACGCUGUGCUUACUGUGCUGCUCCCAUCCUGGAUAGAGUGCUGACGGCAAUGAACCAAACCUGGCACCCAGAGCACUUCUUCUGCUCUCACUGUGGAGAGGUGUUUGGUGCAGAAGGUUUUCACGAGAAGGACAAGAAGCCAUAUUGCCGAAAGGAUUUCUUAGCCAUGUUCUCACCCAAGUGUGGGGGCUGCAACCGCCCCGUGUUGGAAAACUACCUUUCAGCCAUGGACACUGUCUGGCACCCCGAGUGCUUUGUUUGUGGGGACUGCUUCAGCAGUUUCUCCACUGGCUCCUUCUUUGAACUAGAUGGACGUCCAUUCUGCGAGCUCCAUUACCAUCAUCGGCGAGGAACACUCUGCUAUGGGUGUGAGCAGCCCAUCACCGGCCGCUGCAUCAGUGCCAUGGGCCACAAGUUCCAUCCUGAGCACUUCGUCUGUGCGUUCUGCCUGACGCAGUUGUCGAAGGGAAUCUUUAAGGAACAGAAUGGCAAGACCUAUUGUCCACCCUGCUUCAAUAAGCUCUUCCAAAUAUAAUCUCAGCUGAACCCACAGCCCCAUCCAAAUCCCCUUUAACAUUUAAACUGAGAGAGGAAAGAGUACAUUUGCUGUUACUGGCCUUCUGCUCAGUAGGCUUACAGAGAAAGUAAAGGUGAUGAACAAAGAAGGGAAUGUCUAGAUGUUAGGCUUGUAGCCUUAAGUUUCAGAUUUCUAGUCUUAUUUUUUUAAUUGAGUACUUGGAUUUAGAUCUGGAGCCUGCUAGCUAGUGCCUCUGAAAAUAUAUUUUUCACAUGCACACAUUCAUUUCAUAAUUGGUUUUCUCAGAUUUCUCCAUUUUCACCCCUAUGAUGGCCCUGCUCACAUCUAAUCUCCUUUUCAGGUUUCCAUAUUUCCAUGUGACUCAGUUCCCCACAAUCAUGGCUGUGGACUUUAUCCUUGCUGUCAGGAAUCAUGAUAGCACUCUUAAGCUCCUUGCAUCUCCUUUCAGUAUAUUUCUCUUUUUCAAGAGGUAUUAGAUUUUAACUGGACAAAUUUGAGUGCUGACAUAAUUGACAAAUAAAGUGGCUUGUGUGUGUGUUUUAAAUAUGUUUUCAUUGAUUUUAGAGAGAGAGGAAGGGA